Messenger RNA from Paramuricea clavata, 4155 nucleotides. The record is from the annotation of a GenBank genome assembly. Lineage: Eukaryota; Metazoa; Cnidaria; Anthozoa; Malacalcyonacea; Plexauridae.
AUUAGGUAUAUUGUGACAUGUCAACAGAUGGUGGUGGGUAUCUAUUGAUUGGCCACAUGAAUAACACAGUGACAUGGAGCGUUCCUUCAAGUAACAAAACAGUCGAACCAUUUGGACAUCCUCAUUGGUCCAGUGAAUUUGGGGAUGUCUCUGUGCUGGAUUUCAGAAUACAGAUAGCAUCAGAUGAAGAUUUUGAAAAUACAAAAGCUCACUGGUAAAUCUUUUUUAUGAAUAAAGAAAACUGUUCAACAUUAUUUUCUGCCCUUGGAAAUUAAUAGUAUAUAAAGUGAAAACACAAACAAAUACAUAUUAGCAGUUGAAAUCUCAGUUCCUUAAAAAUAUCUCGCGGGUGAAUAUCGCGGGUGAAUAGAGCGGGUGAAUUGAGUGGGUGAAUAGAGCAAGAAAUCAAUUUGUAUAGUUUCCGUAAUAGUUGUUAGCAAAACAGUAUGCUAUUAGUUAGAAAUUUCAUUCUUUAGAAAUAGUACAUAAAUAAUUCAAAGCUAUUUGUGUGCAAUUUAUUGUUUUGCGCGCCGUCGAACAAACUUUGUGGCCUUUGUAGUUUUUGGUGAAACUGGAGCUCAGACUACUCAGUUAAUAGAAAAAUGUGUUCAUCUGUAACGCGAACGAAAGGGGAAGCCGUUUCGCUUUAGUUGGAAGCGGAAUAGAGCAAGUAUUUCCGUAACAGAACAAUUAUUCAACUGCUUCGAAAAGCAUUGUCCACCUCCCUAAUAUAUGUUAAUAAAGAUCAAGAGUGGAUCCACCAUGAUCUGGUAAGACGGGCUGUGCUGCUCUGCCAGCUUUGGAGUUGAGUUGACGAGUUGUGUCGGUAAUGCAUGUGCGCCGCUCGCCAAUUAGCAUACUGCUGUAUUCUGGCUAUUUGCCAAGGCUAUUUUAAUUUUAAUUGUUGCUUACAGUUCGCUUAUCAUCACGUCAAAUUAUUAAUCAAAUUUUGUCUCUAAUAUUGUGGUUCUUUAUUGUGAGAAAACCUCUCCCACCCCUCACCCCCACCCCUACCACGCUUCACCCCUACCCCCAGUCAGGGCCUAUCAGAGAAUUUCGGGGGCACAGAGCAAAUUUUAUUUUUUCCAAAAAUGUUGGCGAGCCGGGGGGGAGGGGUUAAAUUUUUUUCCGGACAUUAAAAAGGGACAAAAUAAUUUUUCGGACAAACAUCACUUACAUUAAGGUUCAAACAAAAUUUUCAGGAAUAAUUCCUCUUAAAAAUUGGGUAAAAACCAUUUUUCGGACCAAUAUCUGUAAAAUUUAGGUCUAGAAUUUUCUUCUCAUACCAUUACUUAUAUUAAAAAACGAUCCAAUUUAAUUUUUUUUUCUAUUUUUCAAAUUUUUGGGCCCCCUUAAAGUCCGGGCCCGUCGCAAAUUGCCCCCUUUGCCCGCCCCUAUGAUAGGCCCUCCCCCCAGCCUAUCCAUCACUGAUAUAGUAUAUUUUCGAUUUUAUGUAUUGUAAAAUUUUACGAAUCACCCUUCUAUACUGUAUCUACAGUAAUGGUUCAUAAAUGGUUUGUCAUUUGAGUGCGUGCCAAGUUUUUUUCAAACAUGUGGUCUCGUAAACCCAAACCUCUUGUCAUAGUAUAUGACAGAAGGUGAAAGAUAUAGUGUUCUUAGCGAUCUUAAUCGAUUACACUGUAGACAAUAGGCGCGAAUAUACUGCUUAAUGCGCUACUGCGAGGUCCUGAACUUUAUGGAGAGGGGGGGGGGGCUUAUGCUCAGUCGGCUUUUAGUAGCAUGUGUCCCAAUCUUUUACAACAUUCAAUUCAUUUUAGGGCAUUUCGUUUUAAGAACAAACGGCUGUUAAAAAACUUGAUGAUCCUCGACCAAGGUGGAUGCCCUUACAACUUUCCAGGUGUUGGAGAUAUAUCUUAUGUCAAAGAUUUGAUGACGGAGGAAAUUGUCUCCAGGGAUUUUUCAUGUUCAAAAUUUGGACCAUAUUCUCAUCCUAUUGCAAAAAUUGGUUGGGUAAGAAAAAUAAUAUUUUUAAAAAUAUUUUAUCUUCUAGAUAGAAUUAGAAAACACGACGCGACCGUCUAGGAGGACCUGAAAUGGACAUGUCCACGCGUUCGUCUCUAUGCAUGUUUUAACCUGGGAUGGCAUGUUUUUCCUUUUCAAAGCAAUUUUUUGUUUUCUUGUCGGCGGCCGCUCAUUCCUGCAUGUAUUGUUUUCAAUCAGUUGUCAGGAUAUGUGCACGAAAAGCUAUAUAAUUACUGCAGCCUUCUGUUUUUUGAACAUUCACUUUUUUAAAUUAAGAAGCCGUAUAUUUUGGGAUUUUGGAAAAUCAAAUGAACUUAACCAGUAUGAAUGUAACCAGUCUCUGAAAAAACCCUGAUAAGGGAGUGUGCUGAGUAAUAUAUGUUACAUGUUUAUCGUUUGGAAGCAAUGUAACUAAACUUAAUUAUGUGAAUUUAAAUAGACCAUGAUGAAUUUGUGUUUGGAAAAACCAUGUACAAGUGGAUUUGCUUAUCAUCACUUAUACCCAAUCCAAGUUGAUUUCUCGGGAGGAUUUAGGUAGGUCAUAAAAAGUGACAAGUGAAAGCUAGACACGUAUUAGAUGUUGUUAUUCUAUUGUUUUAAGCGUUUCGAUAUUAUCCUUUGACACUUUGUAUUCCAUGAAAUAAGUAUGAGCAUUUCUGGUCUGUGAAAAUGUUUUAUGUUUUUUGACUUGCUUUCCCAUAAGUUAUGAAAUGAGAAAAUGAUCAAUAGAACUUUGCAUGUGAAUGGGUUUUAACUUCGUCCAUAAGAGAGACAGAGAGACAUGGCAGACAUUUAGGAAUGGAAAAUAACAAGGUCACAUUUUUCUUUACUAAAGUGUGUAAAGAAUCAGGCAAAAGGCAAAAUCUAAUUCGAUCCUUUCGAAGAAAUGACUCUUUCAUUGUUUUAUAUAUUUGUGUAAGUUUCCCUAAACUUUUAGUUUUGCUAUCGUAACAAAUAGUUCAAAAAGCAGCAAUGGCGCGACGGCAUUCUUUGGCUGUGAUAAAGGAAAGGUAUGAGUAUUAAUAAUUAACAUUCAGCACAAAUUUUGAUGGCUAAACAUUCACUUAACAUCAUCAGGUGUGUUUAAUUGAGUGGAACAAUAAAUUGUUGACCGUCUAAAUUUUAAUGCGUCUUAAGCGAUCGAAAUGCAAAAUACAACAAGAACAAGAAAAUACAAUAAUGGUUUCUAUGUAGGCAUAAAGGUAGGGAAGGAGUUUUAUGACUUUGCUUAUUCACCUACAGUAAUAUGACUUCGCUUAAAUUAAGCAGCUAACAUAGCAUCUACAAUAUUGUUGCAAAGAUUUGUUUCAAGACAAGAUGCUGAUGUACGCAAUUAAUUACUCUUUGGUGAUUUUAAACAGCGGGUAUAUCAGUGGAAAUGCCAGGAUUUACCCGUGAGGUGGAUACUACUUCGCUUGUCUGGUUGAAUAUUAUAAACCAUAACCGGUUCUUAGCUUUAUUGACGCUUGCUUAUGACUUACCACCGCUUGCUAAUUAAAAUUUGAUCAGUUACACGCAUGUUAAAUUUUAUUGUUAUUACGCGUGAAAAAUUGGCCUGUUCGAAUAACGUACAUUGUAUUUACGUCAUUAAUAUGGAAAUAUAUAAGACAGCUGUUUAGUGAAUCUCGUUACCAGGUAUAGUUAUCCGCUGGAAGCCAUGCAUUUCAUGCGAUUUUGUGGGAUAGAUACUUCUGGUUCGGUUCAGUUUUAAAUCCAAUCUAACAUGUGGAAUGGUAAAUUCAUUGCCCGGACUUGUGAAAACCUCUGAAACUUGUACUUAUCACAAUUUUGUGUUUCCUACGCUACAUGUAUUGGGUAAAAUAUUCGCACGUACACAAUUAUAUGGGAAUGUGUCGAAGGACUAUGUUUUGGCUCUCUCCCCUACUAUGUGAACAUCAUAUUGGUUUUAGUGUUGUGCUUGUUAUGGGCCAUCCGGUGGUACGAAUGUUUACUGCCUUAAAGAAUGCCAAUCAAUAAAUGGUGGCACAAUAACAAAACAUGCAUCAGCUUGGUUUUGGGUGAGAUUAAAUCCACCACGUAAAGUUUGGGAGAAAUGUAUGGAGUAUGAGAGUGAAGAAGAGAAUGGUGACAGUGCUUGGUACAAAUUGGUUGGAGAUAGAAAUAUACCUGUCAAAGUAAGUACGAGAAAUCCUACCCCUGUGCUAUGAGAGA